This is a messenger RNA of Rhea pennata, 1585 nucleotides long. RefSeq names its product heat shock transcription factor, Y-linked-like. The transcript is spliced from 2 exons. Gene Ontology annotation, molecular function: sequence-specific DNA binding; DNA-binding transcription factor activity. Lineage: Eukaryota; Metazoa; Chordata; Aves; Rheiformes; Rheidae. Gene Ontology annotation, biological process: regulation of DNA-templated transcription. Bases 182 to 1519 code for a protein of 445 amino acids. The record is from RefSeq and is a predicted model, not a curated record.
AACAACUUUUAUUCAGCAAUUUUGCUACUGCUUCAUUUUGCUAGGAAACCCCACUAUUUUGUGAUGUCAUGGCAAGACAACGUGGGUAUCAUUAUGAUGUUGUAGAACUCGCUACUGAAGUUCGCAGUAAGCUAGCAUCAUUUUAUUUUAUCUUGCUGUCUAGCAGCAGGAAGUAGUGCAAAUGGCUACAUCUGAAAAAUCUAGUCAAAGCAAGAAAAAAGAAUCUGAAAUGGAUAUCUCUUUAGCAGAAACAUCCUGUGUUUCUGUUCGGGAUAAACUAGUUGAUUCUGUAAUCUCAAUUUCUUCUGUCACUCCAGUACAUGAUAAAACAGCAGCUUGUGAUUCUGCCUUAAGAUCUGUAACAGAAGAAAAUGCGUUUCAGGCUUUGAAUGAUGGACCCUGGGCAAAAAGAGCACGUCUUAAUCUCUCUGAGGAUAGCUCCGCCAAAGCCAAUGAUUUUUCAUUCCUCACCUUUCCGAAGAAACUCUGGAAAAUUGUUGAAAGUGAUCAGUUUAAGUCAAUUUGGUGGGACGAUGAUGGGAACUAUGUAGUGAUUGAUGAAGAGCUCUUCAGAAAGGAGGUGCUAGAAAGGAGAGGACCUCUGAGAAUUUUUGAAACUGACUGCAUGAAAAGUUUCAUUCGCCAACUUAACCUUUAUGGAUUUAGCAAAAUGCGACAAGAUUUUCAAAGAUCUGCCUCGCUUGCUGAAUUUCUAGCAGAAGAAAAUGCAGCUUCUGCUUUUAGCAAGUUACAGUUCUAUUAUAACCCAAAUUUUAAGAGAGGUUAUCCCCACCUGCUAAUAAGGUGUAAGCGAAGAGUUGGCAUAAAAAGUAAACCAUCAGCUGCAUUCUCACUGAAUCAAGAUUUUAAUGAAAACCGCCUGAGAAGUGAGGGAAGAAGCCAUGAUGUUCAAUCUGCAUUAGGACCUACUUCUGCAGAGGAGAAGGAUUUGUUCACAGCAGCUCCAAAGGAGACCACACCGAUAUCUGCACCAAGGAAGUCCACAAUUACCAAGGGACUUGCUAAAGCAACUACUCGAAUCAAAAGUGGUUACAUAUCCUCCUGCACAGCCUCACUGAACCUGUCAGACCCUGCUGCAGUAGAGGACAGGGAUGAGUUAAAUCAGCUGGCCCCAUUCCAUUUAGCGCAGCAGAGCAGCCAUGCUCGAGCCGGCAUACAAGAUACUGAUGCCGCUACAUCUUCUACUUCACUAUACCAUGUUAUACCUCCUGUACCAAACAGUCCUUUUAGACCUGUUAUGGGACUUCCUGCCUUUCCAUCCAUGUAUCCAGAUUUAUCAGCUAUGCAAGCUCACUGGGCUAGUCUGCUUCCCUUUUGUAACCCAUGGUUUUCAAUGCCUAUGAUUGCAGCAGCCUCUGCUAUUUCUAUGUCAAGAUCAUCUCACCACCGAAAUCCAACAUACCAUCAUUGCCCUAAUUGCAACUGUACUUCAAAUAGUGCACCUGCAGGCAAAGGGGUUGGACCCAAAACUCCUGAAUACACAGGAUAUCAUAGAUAAAUAGCUAUUAAAAAAAAAAAGAUUGCAUAUGCCAAGGGAAUGAAUUCUAACAAAUAUGCAAUUAAA